AUGGAUUUCACAUCAGGGAAGAACGCAUCAGAAAACAACAACAACAACUCAGAAAACUCUCACCAAAUCUCCGAUUCUUCUUCCCAAUUACCUUCCGAUUCCUUCAAUAUCAAAGAAACCGAAGAACGACAAGCACGUGAACUCAAAGCUGGUCUUCACCCUCUAAAGAGCAAGUUUGUAUUUUGGUACACUCGCCGGGUACCUGGAAUUCGAAAUCAAUCAUAUGAGGACAACAUAAAGAAGAUUGUCGAAUUCAGUACGGUUGAAGGAUUUUGGGUCUGUUACUGCCAUAUUUCUCGUCCUGCUUCUUUGCCUAGUCCAACAGAUUUGCACCUUUUCAAAGAAGGAAUUCGUCCUUUAUGGGAGGACUCUGCUAACUGCAGUGGUGGAAAAUGGAUUAUACGAUUCAAGAAGGCUGUUUCAGGUCGUUUUUGGGAGGACCUGGUGCUUGCUUUAGUGGGUGACCAGUUGGAUUAUGGUGAUAACAUAUGCGGUGCAGUACUAAGCAUUCGAUUUAACGAGGAUAUAGUGAGUGUCUGGAACCGCAAUGCUUCUGAUAAUCAGGCUGUAAUGGCUUUGAGAGAUUCGAUUAAGCGUCACUUAAAGCUUCCUCACAGCUACGUUAUGGAGUACAAGCCCCACGAUGCUUCUCUGCGAGACAAUUCAUCUUACAGGAAUACUUGGUUGAGAGGCUAG
Vicia faba (fava bean) is the source of this 696-nucleotide messenger RNA. The record is from the annotation of a GenBank genome assembly. NCBI's taxonomy places the organism in Eukaryota, Viridiplantae, Streptophyta, Magnoliopsida, Fabales, Fabaceae.